Daphnia carinata is the source of this 1863-nucleotide messenger RNA. RefSeq lists its product as uncharacterized. Bases 1 to 1863 code for a protein of 620 amino acids. NCBI's taxonomy places the organism in Eukaryota, Metazoa, Arthropoda, Branchiopoda, Diplostraca, Daphniidae. Gene Ontology annotation, biological process: DNA integration. The record is from RefSeq and is a predicted model, not a curated record. The transcript is spliced from 2 exons. Gene Ontology annotation, molecular function: nucleic acid binding.
AUGAAUUUGAAGUCGCUACGAGGAUUUCUGGGACUCGCGUCGUACUAUCGGCGUUUUGUCUCAGAUUUUGCGGCAUUGGCUCACCCUUUGCACGCACUCCUCAAAAAGAAUUCUGAGUGGAGGUGGACGGAGCGUCAUGAAGGCGCAAAGAACAGUAUCAUUGAGCAUCUCACGACUGCUCCUGUUCUGGCCCAUUUCGAUGAUGCUCUGGAAGUCACCAUUCAGACCGACGCAAGCCAGACUGGACUUGGAGCAGUAUUGACACAAGAUGCUGGUGAAGGACACCGACCUGUGACUUUCAUCAGCAGGGGGCUGUCGGAUACUGAAACGCGCUAUCACGCCAAUGAGUUGGAGUGCUUGGCGGUGAUGUGGGCGCUGAAAAAGUUGCGCACCUAUGGCUAUGGUAGACACUUUUUUGUCAAGACGGAUAGCUCCGCCGUAAAGUGGAUGAUGGGGAAGAAAGAUUUGAAGGGGAAGUUUGUGAGAUGGGUUCUCGAACUGCAGGAGUUCAAUUUCACGAUUGAACACCUGAAAGGGACCGACAAUAUCGUCGCAGACACACUGUCUAGAAAUCCGGUUGAAGUCCUGACAACAGCCCAGGAUUCCGAGACAAUCUGUGCGACCGUUAGAGAGCCCGAAAUGGGUUUUGCCUCACGAGAGCUCGCCCUCUUGCAGCAGCAAGACGGCCAGCUGAGAAAAAUUUUUGUAGCCUUAGACACCCCUACUCCCUGUAAAAUUUCGCAAGAAUUCGUUAUUCGCGGUAAAACACAUAAACAUGCGAUCGGUCAGGUGGUUGGCAAACUACAACCCAUCGAACCACCCUCUGCGCCAUUCGAGCUGAUUGGAAUCGACCACUUAGGUCCGUUUAAGCCUACUGCUUCAGGACAUCGUCACAUUAUAGUCGCGAUCGACUAUUUAUCCAAGUGGGCCGAAGUCGCCGCCGUUCCCGAUACGUCGACGCAAUUUGUCACUUCGUUCCUUGAAACUAACGUCGUUUUUCGACAUGGAACACCGCGUCGCAUCAUCAGUGACCAAGGGACGGCCUUCACGUCGCAGAUGUUUGCUGAAUGGGUUGCCCGGUGGAACGUGAAGCACAUCCUUGCGACAGCGGAACACCCGGAAACAAAUGGGUUGGUUGAGCGAGUAAAUCGCACCCUGACGCUAGCUUUUUGCGCCUUUGUCAACGAGGACCAUACCGGCUGGGAUUCACACCUAUCUGCGGCAACUUAUGCCAUCAACACCGCACGCCAAGCCACGACCGAAACCACUCCGUUCGAGUUGGUCAAUGAUCGCGCCCCUGUAUUAGCCAUUGAAAACCUUUUUCCGUGGCCAGUGGAGCAACAAGAGUCACACGAUGUUUUUAGCUCGCGUGUCUCAGAUUUGAGAACGUCGGUAAGGCUGCGCAUUUUAAAGAAGCAGCGCAAGGUGAAAGAACGAGUGGACCGUACUCGAAGGCCAGAACCUGAACUUCGCCGCGGCGACCUCGUCCUCGUACGUCGGAAACCCAGGAAGAAGAAUGCAACGAAGACAUUCCUCCCCAAGUUCGUUGGUCCCUUCCAAGUUGUCCGCAAAGUGUCAGAGACAACCUAUCUCGUCGAAGACCUGCCAGCAAACAGGAAGAGGCUAACUUACAGAAGCUUCAACGCGCAUUGCUGCCAAUUGCGCCGCUUUCACGGUAGGACUGAUGCUGAGUGGGAUGAGUCAGUCAGCGUAGAAGCCGAUGAAUCGUCAUCAUCGUCUUCCUCGAGCAACCCUUCCACGUCCGAAUCGGAAGAAGAGCCCCAGCCAGCUACGCCCAUAACCAUAACAAGAGUAGGGAGAAGGACAAAACGCCCUGGAUGGUUAAAAGACUACGACCCUUGA